Messenger RNA from Polypterus senegalus (gray bichir), 1950 nucleotides. RefSeq names its product cytochrome P450 2J6-like. Lineage: Eukaryota; Metazoa; Chordata; Cladistia; Polypteriformes; Polypteridae. Gene Ontology annotation, biological process: xenobiotic metabolic process. Gene Ontology annotation, cellular component: cytoplasm; intracellular membrane-bounded organelle. Gene Ontology annotation, molecular function: heme binding; iron ion binding; oxidoreductase activity, acting on paired donors, with incorporation or reduction of molecular oxygen, reduced flavin or flavoprotein as one donor, and incorporation of one atom of oxygen. The coding region runs from base 173 to 1678 and encodes 501 amino acids. The record is from RefSeq and is a predicted model, not a curated record. The transcript is spliced from 9 exons.
CCCUCUUUCUGUGCUCAUCUGCGAGGCUCCUUUCUCCCAGGUGCGAGUCUGCACCCUGCUGCCAGUCGCUGAUCGCGUUGCUCCCGCACGGUGUGUGGGCGUUCAGCUGCCAAGGCGCUCGCGUGUGAAUCUUCCCCAAGUGCGCACAGCGCGCGACAAACUCCGAUCCGCAAUGUCGCUUACGCAUCUGCUGCCCGCUCCUCUGUGGGAGCGCCUGGAGCUCCAGUAUCUUUUGGUGUUCGUCGCCGUCUUCCUCUUGGUCACCGAUUAUGUCAAGAACAGAUCUCCGAAGAACUUUCCACCGAGUCCACCGGGACUGCCCUUCGUUGGGAAUGUCUUUCACUUGGACCCUAAGCAGCCGCAUAUUAACAUGAAAAAGCUUGCUCAAAAGUAUGGCAACAUCUUCAGCCUGCGCUUGGGAAGAUCUCGCGUUGUGGUUGUCAACGGCUAUAAGAUGGCCAAGGAGGCGUUGGUCAAUCAACCAGAUGCUGUGCCAAGCCGACCCUCAGACCCCUUGUUUGAAAGGAUCAACAAGUUAUACGGCGUGGUGCUCAGCAGCGGGUACCGCUGGAAACAACACCGGAGAUUCAUGCUGACAACUCUGCGAAACUUUGGCGUUGGCAAGAAGAGCCUGGAGUCCACCAUCGUCGAGGAGCUUGGGUAUUUUCACCAGGCCAUUCAAGAAGAGCAGAGUAGACCUUUCGAGCCUCACUUCCUCAUUAACAAUGCCGUCGCCAACAUCAUCUGCUCAAUCGUUUUUGGCCGCCGCUUCGAGUACAGUGACCAAAGGUUCCAGGAGCUGCUGCAUCUCAUCUUUGAGGCUCUGUUUCUGGAAGGGACCAUUUGGGCUCAGCUCUACAAUGCCUUCCCCACGAUAAUGAAGGUCCUACCAGGGCGCCACCAUGUCAUGUUUUCAGACUACGACAAGGUGGUCGAGUUUUUGAGGUCAGAGAUUGAAGAGCACAAGAAGGACUGGGACCCCGCAGCACCGCGCGACUUCAUCGACUGCUACUUGGAGGAAAUUGAGAUGCGUAAAAAGGAUGUAGAGGCAGAAUUCCAUGAGGAAAACCUGAGCUAUACCCUUCUGGACCUCUUUGUGGCGGGAACGGAGACGACGUCCACGACUCUACGAUGGGCGCUGCUCUACAUGAUGAAAUAUCGAGAUGUUCAGGAAAAAGUCCAAAAGGAGAUUGAUGCCGUACUCGGUAGAGACCAGCCUCCGUCAAUGCAGGACCGGAACAACCUGCCCUACACUGACGCCGUGAUUCAUGAGAUCCAGAGAAUGGCUGACAUUAUCCCAAUCAACAUGGCCCGCAAAGCUGACGAGGAGUUCUCCUUGGGUGGAUGCAUCAUUCCAAAGCACACCACAGUGCUUGUGAACCUGAACUCGGUGCUCUUCGACGAGGAGGAGUGGGACGACCCGUACACGUUUAAACCCGAGCGCUUUCUUGAUGCCAAUGGAAAGUUCGAGAAAAAUGACGCCUUCUUUGUUUUCUCAGCUGGUAAGCGUUCCUGCCUCGGGGAGCCAUUGGCCCGCAUGGAGCUCUUUCUCUUCUUCACGUCUCUUCUUCAGAAGUUCACCUUCCAGUCCCGUGAAGGAGUUGAGCCAACCCUCGACUUCCAGCAGGGCCUCACCCGGGUGCCUGCUCCAUUCAAAGUCCGUGCUAUCCCGCGCUAAAGUGCGCCCCUCUGCUGUUGAGAGUUCUGCAUUACAGCCUCCAAUUUUGCAUAUGAUCAAUAAGGAUGGUGCCCUAUAUGCCACUGUACCAGUCUGAGGGAUCCAUAGAUUUUUACCUGUUUUCAAGACAGGGCUACGAAGCUCAGCCAGAAGACAAAAAGCAGACUGGCAAGGUAUCUGAUAGGCAGGCGCUCUCACUUUCGCUUUAUGACAUAUUAGAGUAGCGUGAUUGCUGCUUUUCUUAAUUAAAGUGACGUCCUCCACUCUUCCUG